GAAAAUUAUAGUGGCAGUCGCCGCAGGUCUCUGCAUCUGUUUUUUACAAAAUUUGGCGCAAUCAAUUUGUUUAUUUCACAACAAUUAGCAAAAUAAUAGCAACACAAAUUCUCCAAUAAUGUCCGGAACGUUUGAACCACGCACUCUCAUCAAUGGCAAUAUGUUAAGAACCCAUUUGGGACAAAAUAUAAGCAUUAUGUUAUGUGUGGAGGAUGAGGCUGGUACAAACUUAACUGGGACCUCUACUGAUGACCAAAAAAUUACUGUGAGUUUGUCCGAUUCGGUGGGAGCGACUAAAGGUGAUUGGAUAGAAGUCAUAGGAAAAGCAUCUGGUCCCUCGGCAAUACGAGCUAGUGAGGCAAUUUUGUUUGGUGGAGAGAAUGUGGAUUUUGAUAAAGAAGGCUACAAUAUGAUGGUUUCAUUUAUGAACAAUUGUAAAGAAAUUUAUCGCCAUGGUUAAUUUUUAUUAAUAAAUUUAAUAAUAAGUAA
Messenger RNA from Lucilia cuprina (Australian sheep blowfly), 489 nucleotides. It is a transcript of the gene RPA3, whose product is annotated as replication protein A 14 kDa subunit B. Gene Ontology annotation, molecular function: single-stranded DNA binding; damaged DNA binding. NCBI's taxonomy places the organism in Eukaryota, Metazoa, Arthropoda, Insecta, Diptera, Calliphoridae. Gene Ontology annotation, cellular component: nucleus; site of double-strand break; DNA replication factor A complex. The record is from RefSeq and is a predicted model, not a curated record. Gene Ontology annotation, biological process: mismatch repair; base-excision repair; nucleotide-excision repair. Bases 119 to 460 code for a protein of 113 amino acids. The transcript is spliced from 2 exons.